Messenger RNA from Amphibalanus amphitrite, 5649 nucleotides. Its product is annotated as membrane-associated tyrosine- and threonine-specific cdc2-inhibitory kinase-like. Gene Ontology annotation, molecular function: ATP binding; protein kinase activity. The transcript has 10 exons. The record is from RefSeq and is a predicted model, not a curated record. The coding region runs from base 155 to 1831 and encodes 558 amino acids. Lineage: Eukaryota; Metazoa; Arthropoda; Thecostraca; Balanomorpha; Balanidae. Gene Ontology annotation, biological process: protein phosphorylation.
GGGACUGAGAUUGAAGAGGGGGCCCAGGAGAGUGUCUGUGCAAAUUUUGAAGAAAAUCGUAGGGCUUGUUUUGCCCGCGAAACAGAAUCGUGAAAGCGUGACAAAAUAGAACGACGCUAGACGAUGUGCAGCGGUCCUACCAAAUAAGGUCACAAUGAAUGAGAGCCGAACCAGUGUUAUAAGCGCUCGACCUGUGCCAGUGUUUGAAAAUGCAGUUGAAGGAUUAUUCAGCACUAAAAAGGCCCGGGCGCAGACGGAGCGCAAGUACCGCCCGCCGCCGCCGCCCCACCCGGCACGGGUCCGCAGCACUCUGAGCCGCCGCCGCGUCCGCUCCUGCCUGCCCGAGGCCGGCGCGGUGGCUGUCUCAUUUCGUGACCACUCCGACUCGUCGGUCCUCACCAACAGUCUGUACAACACGGCCGACCAGCUCACCUACCUGGACCAGUGCUUCGACGAGAAGCGGCUGAUCGGCUCCGGCUGCUUCGGCGAGGUGUUCAGCGCCCGCAGUAGGAUCGAUGGGCGCAUGUACGCCAUCAAAAAGUCCCGACAGCGCUUCAGGAGCGACGCCGACCGCCGGCGGCGUCUGGAGGAGGUGCGAAAACACGAGCGCCUGCCGCCACACCGUCACUGCGUGGCGUUCCACGGCGCCUGGGAGGAGCGCGACCACCUGUACCUGCAGACAGAGCUGUGCGCCACCUCGCUGGCUGAUGUGGCCGACACGGAGCACAGCAUACCCGAGUCCACCGUGUGGGCCUACAUGGUCGACCUGCUGCUGGCUAUCAAACACCUGCACGACAAUCAGCUGGUUCACCUCGACAUCAAGCCGGAGAACAUCUUCGUGAUGCGCGAGGGCUACUGCAAGCUGGGUGACUUCGGGCUCGUCAUGGACCUCUCCGGCUCGCGUGACCUGGACGACUCGGACGCCAUGGAGGGCGACCCCAAGUACAUGGCGCCCGAGCUGAUGACGGGCCGGUUCUCCGCCGCCGCCGACGUCUUCUCGCUCGGCCUGACGCUGCUGGAGCUGGCCUGCGACCUGGAGCUGCCGGCCGGCGCGGCCGGCUGGCACCAGCUCCGCUCUGGCCAGGUGCCGGCGCCGCUGCGGCGCACCCUCUCCCCGGCACUGCGACACGUCCUGGAGAGGAUGCUGCACCCGGACCCGGCGCGGCGAGCCACGGCCGCUGAGCUGCUGCGGCUGCCGGCGGUGCGCGCGGCGCGCCGCAAGAGGCAGCUGACCAUCCUCUGCUGCACCGCGAUCAGCACACUCCGCGCAGUGCUGUCGCGGCUGGGCGCCAGUCUGGUGGCCAGUCUGGUGUUCGCUCUGUGGCUGCUCUGCUGGCCCGUCCGCUGUGUCACUCACUCGGCACCCGGUGACUCGCCCCUACAGCCGGCACCGGUGGCAGGCACGACCGACGGACCCACGCCCCAGUCCAACGGAACGCCGGCUGCCUGGCUCGAACCCGCCUACAGCGAUGAUGAGGACCCGCUGAAUAUGACGGGCGACAGUCUACAAUCUGAACUCGGUCUGCUCAGCUCCACGCCCGAGCGGGUCCCCGGCUCAGCUGCCUCCGCCGCGCGUCAUCAGAUGAGCCUGAGAAGGGUGCUGCUCUUCAACGAUGACCAGGACGAGGCGGAGGACCCUGUACCGGUGCCUGCAGCGCCUCCCAGCGGUCGGCGCCUCCGGAGGCCGGCAGGCGGCGCCACCGGCGGCGGAGGAGACAGCAGUCCAGUGUCCCGCCGGCGCCACAUGCCCCGGCCGCGAGCGCUCGGGUCGCUGCGCGGUGUCCAACAGAAGCUCGACUUCCAGGCGGCUCGGCUGAGCGAUGACGAUUGAACGCCGCUUGGCGGAGCUCUCUGAGGGACCAGAGAGACCCGAGACCGGUGGGACCGUCAUCCCGGCUUCUACGUCAGUCCUAGGUGGGACCAGCGGCACCCAGGCACAGGACGGGGAGCGAGAGCCCUCCCCGCCGCCUGCCACUAACCAAAACACUGUACAUAGAACCAGAGAGUAUUGUAUAAAAGUGCGUCGAUGUGAACCUGAAGUGCCCCUACGGACCGCGGUGAGUUCACCGUCCGUCAGAACGCCCCUCGUGUCGCUGUGGAGAGGCCCAGUGGGUGUGUCUGAAUGUCCGAUAACAGUUGGUGACAUACCAGGGAAAUAAGCUAAAAUUAAAGCGCUCUAUUUAUUGCUCCUGCCCCAUGUUGAAGAGAUACCCCUAAAAGCGUGAUCUUUUAUCGGCCCUUACGCAGCAAGGCAGUAAUUCUCAGACCGGUGGAUGGUAUCCAUAGAAAGAGAAUGCGUCAAAGAUUAACAUGAAUUAAUUAAAAUAACAUUAAAAUGUUAAUUAAGCGUGGAAAUUAGUCCCAAACAUAAGCUAAUUAUUGCUCCUACCUCGGCGACGGCGCUCCCCGCAGUCGGCGGAGAAGCUAAAAUAAAAGCCACCAUCCUCCUCCGUAAGUCAAUUUUAGAGCGGCCGAGUGGGCCGAUGCGGGGCCACCAAACUGAAGUGAGACGUGGCUAGUAAUUGCAAACCGCCAUAGAAAUCAAUAUCUUAAGACGUACAAUAUGGGAUGAUUACUCUGAAGCUGGAGUGAAAGCAUGAGUAGAUUGCAAGAAACGAAAUGCAUAGAUUGGUUGAAUUAUGUACAAUAGGCACAGCUCAGAUGAAGCCAUUUCUAUGAUGUUGACAUAUGACAUAACCCUUCCUCUCCUCACGUAUGACCUAAGUGCAUUGGCAGUUACCGGCAUAGUUUUUGAGCACGAGUGUAAUUCGCCAUCGGACCGCAAUACAUGUUGCUAGGCUGCUGCAAUUACAACUAACAUACGAAUACUGCCUUCAUUUGUAGACGUUUGUUUUUUUAGGCGGUCUUUGACGUGCAAGGGGGCAUACCUGUCGACAACUUGAGUUUCUCCGAAUUUCAAAAACUCCCAGAAUUUCAAUUCCUUAUGCACUGUUGUAGGUACAGCUAUGUUCACAAGUUUUCGUUUCCUCCUGUUCUAAAAAGGAUGAUAUUUGUCGAUUUCGUGCGUCGCUGAUAGGAGGGUGCGUUUAAUGAUUAGGCCCAACGCUUUCUGCAUCCACGAGUACCUUCAAAAGGGAACAACAGUUUCCAUUUAUUACACUAUGGGACAUGUGACAAAAUGGCCACUGGAACACGCAUGAAACGGAGCUCAUAUUCCUAAAAAUGUCUACAAUCACUUCUUUUCUGACACUAUUAGCAAAUACCAUCUCAAGUUAGGUGGUUGACAGACAGUCAAUGGAGAUCUGGGGAGACUGAGUGAUGCCAAUUCAUCACUUAACUGAUAAUGAGGGCCGAGGGAAGAGAAACAUGCAACAUGCACAACUGACAACUUGACAAGUGACAAAACACUACCACUAUUGCGCAGUGCACAACAAAUUACAGCAGCCAGCCCAAAAAUGCUUUUGGUGGCUAAUUGCAAAACAAGUCACUAAUAAAUGUCUUAGUUGCAGCUGAACACUGCACAAUAAUCACACUGUUCACACAUUGAGUGAGAUGCCACAGGUGGUUUGAAUCACACUUUGGUUCAACUGUAAAUCUGAAGUGUUGUCAUGAGGUUCAUGCCUCCAUGAUCACAGCACUUUGGUUGUGGUUGGCAUGACACUUGUAGUCUGCAGAGUUCCACAUGAACUGCAGACACCUCAUCUGGUGGUCUUCAUGUUGCUCAACUUCUUCAGGAGGCAAAUGUCGACCACCCAGCGGAAGCAUGGUCCUGCAGAAAAGAAAGGUAAUGCAUAAGGUACAAACAUUAUCUACUGAAACAGCUCCUUCUGUUGGCUGCUAUUAAACUUUUAGCAUAGGUAACAUAACAACAUGUAUUCCAUGUAUAUUACAUUUGUUAAAGUAAAAUACUGCCGGCUAUUUCAAAACCAGAAAAUGAAAUUAUAUUGUGGCAUAAUUCAACUGCUCAGCUAUCAGUAUCAAAUAAUAAUUAAUUUAAUAUUUGGCAUAUUCUAUAUAACACAUUCAUAGAAUAUUCUACUUCACGUCACAAGGACUCACAAUCUUUCUGUUGGGUGUUUGAUUGACGCAUUAACAAAGUUUGUCUUAGGUUUUAUUAUUGCAAAAAAUUCAUAUUGCAUUAUUGUAUCAAAAUACUGCCAGCAAUAACAAAACAAGAACAUGAAAUGCCAAUGAGCAAGCCGCCUUUCCUUAAAAUGGAUUACUUUGAAAGGAAUUUUAGUUUCUGUUAAGGAAAAGGAGAAAUGAUUAUCAGGUAAUUAUCAGAAAACCACUCAACCAGCAAGUGGCUGGGUGGUUUCACAGCAAACAUCAAGCCAAAACAUAUACUUGCAUCUAUCUAACAAUUGAGCCAUUUGACUACUACAAGGAUAUGUGAGCAAAAUAAGAAUCCAAUUAUCCAAUGUUGACUUCCUUGCAAAGUGUAUGCCUUAUUUUAUGAAAAUGUGUCACUAGAAUAUGAUACUUAUCAUCGAAUAUUAUUUAAUUUACGAUUUAUUUUGAUCGGAAUGCACAUGGAGUCCCGCGCCAUUUUCGUCGACGAUGAAUAUGAUCGUGUUUCAUGAAGAGAUAAGGGGUUUCAAUGAUCUUUCAAAGCAAUAAUUUGAUGCAAAAAUUUGUAGGAAAUAAUAUGAAGCUGGUUCAAAUGGCCAUCAACCAUUUAAAACACCGAAAAUACUCACAACCCCGUCCCGACGACCACGCAGCACCGCGCACGCCACACUACUGGCACAAUGCCAAAACUGCUGUCACAGCGGAAAUGUUUUUUUUUCUCGAUUGCAAUUGUGGAAUUAUUUAUUAAACAGAAGAUGAUCUUUCCGAAAAACCGACUGAUUUCAUACACAGAUGCAUGGAAAAUAAAAAAUCCCGGUAAGUUUAUUUGUAUUGUUUUGUCGAUUUUGACAUGCUCCUAGUUUGCAGCCAUAUUUCGAUAUGUUCUACAGGGAGUUCAGAAUUAUUUCAGGACCAAUCUUUUCCUCAUUCAUUUUCCCGUCGAUCAUGAAAUUUUUAGAGCGGAACAAUUGGUUUCCAGGCGGUCCGAGCGGUUUUCGUGAGAAGGGUGCAAAAAUCGGCGUCAUUUUUAGAGCCUCGACACCAGCUCAACACAGGACCCUAUGGGAGACGGUGAAGUAGCGGGAGCAAUAAAUAGAGCGCUCUAAUUUUAGCUUAUUUCCCUGGUGUGUCACCGACUGAUAAGGACGGAGGCCAGCAGAACAUAGCAACACUCGCCACAAUCAGAGAAGAGGGGGGGGGGGGGUGGAGAGUUGUGCCGGUACCAAAUCAGGGUGACUGUCACGGCGUCGGCCGGCCGCGCCGAGAGAUGUGUGUCCACCCCGAGCGGAGGACAAGGCUGUGUAUUUGAACGGGAUGAAUCGCGUAUGUCACUAAGGUUGUCUGUUGUGUGUGUAUAUUGUCGGUGCACUGUCUGCAUCAUGCCGUAGCCCACUCACUGAUAGCAAUACCGUUGAGACCAGGAGUAUUUUAUUUAAUCCCGAUUAUGAUUUGAGCGCGGCUGCGAGCGUAGGGAAUGUCGGCGGUCAGUUGUCUUCCGUAACAAGCUUCCAACACCACUCAUCGUUGAGCGAUGGCACACGGGCGGUCGUGCCUCUUGCAUAGUGCGUAACUUCCUCACACAUCGCCUCAAUACAGUGGGAUAAUGAACGGAUAAAA